Molecule: messenger RNA, 1580 nt
Organism: Grus americana (Whooping crane)
Lineage: Eukaryota; Metazoa; Chordata; Aves; Gruiformes; Gruidae
Gene: AK6
Product: adenylate kinase 6
Exons: 5
Coding region: 97-612 (171 amino acids)
Cellular component (GO): nucleus; cytoplasm
Molecular function (GO): ATP hydrolysis activity; AMP kinase activity; ATP binding
Source: RefSeq, a predicted model, not a curated record
CGGGCGGGUGACGCCAUCGGCGUGUGGCGGCGGUAUCGGAGGCCCCCACGCACGUGUCUCCUAGGCGACCAGCAGCCGCCGCCGCGGAGCGGCAGCAUGAGGCGGCCCAACGUUUUGCUUACCGGUACUCCGGGUGUUGGGAAAACCACACUCGGAAAAGAACUUGCAUCAAGAGCAGGAAUGACCUAUAUUAACGUGGGUGACAUGGCAAAAGAAGGAGAACUGUACGAAGGUUUUGAUGAGGAAUACGAUUGUCCGAUUUUGGAUGAAGACAGGGUAAUUGAUGAACUAGAAGAUAAAAUGAGUGAGGGUGGAGUUAUUGUCGAUUAUCACGGCUGUGAUUUUUUCCCUGAACGAUGGUUUCAUAUAGUAUUUGUACUUCGUACGGAAAAUUCAUUUCUGUAUGACAGACUUGAAAGCAGGGGCUACAAAGGGAAAAAGCUGCAAGACAACAUUCAGUGUGAAAUUUUUCAGACGCUUUAUGAGGAAGCUAUGUUGUCAUAUAGAGAGGAAAUUGUACACCAGUUACCCAGCAACACCCCGGAAGACCUAGAGAGAAAUUUGGAUCAGAUUAUGCAAUGGAUUGAGCAAUGGAUGAAGGACAACAAUUGACAUUUGGUGCAAAAGUAACUCUGCUGGUUUUCUUCCUGACAGGGUUUAAUAAAUUAUAUUCAUAAUUCUUGUAUGAUAAAUUAAAAUUAAUUUUAUUGUGAUUUGAUACAGGUGGGGACUAGAAGAAGGUUCAGAAUAGCCAGGUUGUAAGGCUUUGGAACAGCCUCUGAAGCACUCUGGGAGAGGCACACAGGAGAACUGACACAAGUGAAAAUUCAGCAGUGCAUGAAACAAUGAAAAUGACAUGAUUGCAGGAACUAGGUUCAGUAAUUGAGAAUUUUUUUGAGCUUACAAUUCAAACUAAACCAUUCCCACUGUCCUCCCAAAAAACUGUAAAAUCCUGAUAACUGAUGGCAGUUGAGGAGCUUUUGAUUUCUAAAGGAUAAAACGGUGUCCUGAAAAGGAGUUAGUCUGCUCCUGAAUUGUUAGACUAAACCCUGCUAUACUCCACUGUAUUCUUGAAUGUGUGGAGGCUAAGGUAGAGCGAGGGGAGUAUGAUACGGUGUAAGGAGGUUGCUUCAUUUUGGAAGUGACUUGGUAAGAGAAUUUUGUAAAAUGAUUACACAGAACUUUGGGAAUUACUUACAGUGUAAGGAAACUGGCUACAUCUGCACUGAUGUGGAACAUUAAACAGUAAGUUUUCUUUCUCCUUUUUCUCUCUGUAUUCUUCAUUGACCAUCCCAAUCAUGGAACAUAUUUAACACUGUAAGUUUAUCAAGGAACUGUAUCAUUUGGCAAGAUAACGAACCUGCACUGAUACAAAACAUGCUUACACUUAAAAUACUGGCAGCCAUCUGUUCUAAUUACUUGUGAAGCCUGGGUCCCAUGAGAGCAUGGCUGUGCAAAGUAGAAAUAACCUUCACUGAAAAGGUGGCUUGUAAGCCUUGUGAAAGAUCCUGUAGAAAGUGCUUGCUAAUAAACUUCUUGUAUACAGGAGUUGGAAUAGUAAAACGUUGCUUGAAAAUUUC